UAGCCCAGCGCCCUAAUUGAUAAGGUAUUAGGCAAGUACAGGAAUACGAAGUACUUACUGUAACUUAGUGCAUCCCCAUUCUGACUCGACUGAACUCUUUCUCCACGCUCUUCAACAGCAAUGCAAAGUAUCCCAAAUGUCUAACAGUGAAGACUUUCUCAUUUGUAAUGCGUGUGGAACCCAAUACGGGACCACCAGUGACUUAACAGCAUGCAAGAUAUGUGAUGAUCCAAGACAAUACGUUCCACCAAGCGGACAAAGUUGGACAACGUUGGGAUCACUCAAAGCUGGAGACUUUGAAAAUCAAUUUGUCGCCGAUGAUGGAGAUAGCAAGAUCACAUUUCUAUCUACACGGCCGAAGUUUGCGAUCGGCCAAAGGGCAAUUUUACUUCAGACCCCGAGCGGCAAUGUGCUUUGGGACCUCAUCACCUUGAUUGACGAAGAGACGGUUGAUUUCAUACAUUCGAUCGGAGGACUGAAGGCGAUUGUGAUAUCACAUCCACAUUACUACUCCACACAUCUCGAAUGGGCCAAAAGGUUCAAUUGUCCAGUCUACUUGGCUGAGGAGGAUAAAGAAUGGAUUUGCCGAGAUGAAGACCCUGACAACGUACGAAGGUUCAUCACCAGAGAGACAGAGACUAUACUUCCUGGAGUCACAGCAAUCAAGGCCGGCGGGCAUUUCCCAGGAAGCUUGCUACUGCAUUGGGAAAAUAAGUUGCUUAUUGCGGACACGGUCAUGGCUACUCCGUCCGGCUUGUACUUCAAGGACCGACCGACCGGAACAAACAGCUACAGUUUCAUGUGGUCAUAUCCGAACAUGAUUCCGCUUUCACCAGACGAGAUCUGGCCGAUAUGGAAAUCGAUCAAGCCAUUCGAAUUCGAUACUACGCAUGGAGCGUUUCAUGGGCUCACCAUCAGAGACAAGGAUGCAAAGAAGAGGAUGUUGGACAGUAUGCAAAUCCAAGUCCGACGAUCUGGUCAUUCAAAACAUGGGAUUCUGGAGGAAGCUUUCUAGUUUCUACCACGUUCCAAGACAGCUCCGCGAGUGGUCUCAAUAUUUGUCCGCUACGCACCAGCUCUUAUCUCUUC
Messenger RNA from Eremomyces bilateralis CBS 781.70, 1089 nucleotides. RefSeq lists its product as uncharacterized. The record is from RefSeq and is a predicted model, not a curated record. Lineage: Eukaryota; Fungi; Ascomycota; Dothideomycetes; Eremomycetales; Eremomycetaceae. Bases 137 to 1015 code for a protein of 292 amino acids. The transcript is spliced from 5 exons.